AUGAAAUACACACCUACUGCAAUUCUGACCACUCUCGUUGCCUUCACUGCUGGUGCUCCAGUAAGCCUCAAUCCUCGAGCUGCGAACGAGAUCUUCGUUGCUUCCAAAGGUGACGCCAAUAACAUAUUCGAUGGAAUUGGAUACGGCGCAGACGCUUAUCAUAUCUAUACUGGUGACGGCUCGUCAGCUGCUGGUUGGCCAAAGAUGUCUCAAUGGGUUUCAUUUCAGCAAAUGUUCGACACGAAUGCAAAUACCAUGAAAACAGCCUGCACCAACCUCGGUAUGGCAUCUGGUAGUGAUACUACCGACAACGAGAUCGCCCACAUUUACCAAGCCAUUCAAUCAGUCGCAGCUGUAACCGGCGUCGACCAUCGCUUCGUCCUGGCAAUUCUAAUGCAGGAGUCCCUCGGUUGCGUUCGCGUAUACACCACCAACAACGGAGUCGCUAAUCCAGGUCUCAUGCAAGGUCACGCAGGCGCUCAUACCUGCAAUCCAGCCCCUAAAGGUGUAUCAGGCAGCAUGACAUUUCCUUGUCCUUACGACCAAAUUCAAGGCAUGAUACAAGAUGGUGUCGGAGGCACACAGGCAGGCGCUGGCUUGGCAGGCUGCUUGAACGACGUCGUGGCUGCAGCCCAGGCUGCUGGUGCUACUGGUAUGGACGGGAGCAACUCGCAGGUCUACUAUCAAGCAGCAAGGUUCUACAACAGCGGAAGCGUGGACACUACCAAUUUAGAUAAUGGCUUCAGCAGUACGAAUUGCUAUGCCAGCGACAUCGCCAAUCGAUUGACUGGAUGGAGGACCGUGAACAAGACCUGCUAUUUGGAUGGCUGA
Messenger RNA from Lithohypha guttulata, 831 nucleotides. RefSeq lists its product as uncharacterized. NCBI's taxonomy places the organism in Eukaryota, Fungi, Ascomycota, Eurotiomycetes, Chaetothyriales, Trichomeriaceae. Bases 1 to 831 code for a protein of 276 amino acids. The record is from RefSeq and is a predicted model, not a curated record. The transcript has 3 exons.